AUUUCAUUCCUACUUUGCAUUCCUAUCCACUGCAGCAUUGAUACAUUUCCAUUACUUGCCUUCUCUUCUUUUCAGCAGACUACUAAGCUAAUUGCACUCCAGUUUAGAAGCAAAUAAUUCCAACACUUCCCUAACAUUGUUGAGUUGUAAAGGCACCGUAUACCAAGAAACAAGUACUGAGGCUGUUAAAGAAUGCGAACAACUGAGGGCAUAUUUUUCAUGCUGCUGCUGAUUAGCCUGCAGUUGGCCAGAAAUCACAGUGAAGAUGCAGUUAAUUCUACAUCUUCAAUAAGCAGUGUAAGCAGCACACCUAUGAGUCCAACUCCAUUUAAUGUGACCUCUGACAGAACUUCUACAGAACGUAGCAAUACCAGUGAUAGUCUAAAUGAUAGUACUAUAACAGAAAGCAAUACUCCAAGCAACAAGACCACCUCAACCCUGACUCCAACAUCAUCUCUUCAUAGUGUGUUAUUACCAACAACACAUCCACCAACUUUAACUACAAAAGAUGUAAAGCAUAGAGUAUCCUCUUCGGGAAUGCCUAUAAAUACUUCUAGAAGUUAUGAAGCCACCACUUACUUCAAGUCAUUUGAACCUGAAACAAACAGUGUCACCACAACUGCCCCUAACAUCAGUUUCACGACCACGGUUUCCCAUAACACAACUCAAGUAGAUGGUUUAACAUUUCGUCCCACUAAAAAUCUAUCAAAUACAACAGCUAUGUUGCUAACCACUAAGAGUAGUGCUGUUACAACUGAAUUAUCAACAAGUGUUCCAACAGCAAAUCUGCCUCCCAAAGCAACUGGUGGGUCUACAGUAGCAAGAGAAGCCCCAAAAGAAAAUCAUAGUAAUGGAGGGGUAAUAUUUGGAACAAUUGUAGGAGUAAUGUUAGGAUCUGCACUGAUUGGCCUGGUUGGAUAUUUAAUCUAUGGUAAAAGAAAAUCUGAAUCGUUUGGACAUCAGCGACUUUAUGAUGACACAAGAAAUGAUCCAGUUCUGCGACUAGAUGCUAUACCCGAACCUUUCAGUCCAAACUUUGGAAAUCUAUCCUACUACAAUCCAAUGGCAGCCAAUGAGAACCAUGUCCAGAACCACAAAGAAACAUCAUACAAUGCAAUUCCAAUGGAUGACAUGACAUCAUCACAGCCUUCAGCAGAAAUGCAUAAAGCCAGAUGUUAAGAGUUAAAUAUAUAUAUGGGACUUUGUCGAAAUGUCACCAAGACACUUCCAAUUUGACACGGGAGAAAACCCAAAUAGCCAAAGACAUAUAUAUAUCUUGUUCCCGUUUGUGGCCCAUAUAACAUUUGAAUGUGUGUAAGAAGAAAUGAUUGCAGGUCAUGUCAUAUUCUUUUUACCACUCCUUUGCAUAAGGGAAUGCAUGUAUAUAUGCUAUCCCAUUAGAACAAGGGUGCCAAACUCGCAACGUCACAUGAUGUGUUGUGACAUAUCGCAACUUUUUUGCCAUUGCUGGCAAUGGGGUGGAUGUGGUUUCAUUAUGAUUCAUCUGGCCCACGGGCUGGCAGUUUGACACCUCUGCAUUAGAAGAAAUGCUGGCAGACUCACAAGUAUGGGUAGACUUCUAAGAAUAUUGGGUCCUUGAUCUGAAGCACCCUUUCUUCGUUCUUUGAUCGGUAAUAGUUUAUUGAUGGAAAUUUGGUGCUUCUGCUGUUACUUACCAGGCAAUAAUUCUACAUAUGUGAAUCAGUCAUAAAUGCAAGUUCUGGUCUAUUUGUAUUAUUUUAGACAUCCAUGCUAUGAAUUAAACAAAAAACAAGCCAAACUACUUAUAUAAAAAUGUUUGCAUAUUUUUUUUAAACUCAAAUAGUUUUAAAGAAGUUAUUAAUCAUGACUGAAAAAUAGAAGAUCAUUUACAAUCGUGCUUCAGAUUGAGAAAUGCUGAACUUUUUUACUUGAUAAUAUCCCCAAAAUAUGUGCUAACAUCUAUUGAAAACAUGACAUUGGACAAAUGGGACUUUUUUUCUCUUUUAAAGAAGAGCAAUAUUUCAAUAUUUCAGCUCUAAAUUAAAGUAUCACAACAUUAGUGAUAAUAUACAUUCUCAUAAAUUCCCUUCAUCCUUCCAAAUACUAAUUCUAAUUACAUUCAGAGUUGAGCAAUUUUUCUCAAGGAGCUGCUUGUUUAAUACUGAUCAGGUAAACUUCAUGCUUAAAUUUAGUGACAAAAAUGAUAAGUUUUUGGCAACAUUGUUUUCCCUCAGUUUUUAAAAAGUUUUCUUUUUUGCUCAUAAACCAUAAUCAAGUCUCUGGAGUGUUCUCUUUCUGUACUUUGCUCCAACUGGAAAAAAAAUAAGCUUACAAUUUCAUCUCUGCUCAUUGUAGCGUCAUCACCAGAUCACCCUCCAGCUUUUCUGGAAGAAGAUCUGAGAAAAAAGGAAUAUGGAGAAAAGCUGCCCUUCCCGGAUUUAGGAGGGUAAUUUUGUUAUAACAGGGUUUUGUGUUUUUUUUUACUGUGGCAGAGCACCCUAGUUUUCUUUUAUUAUACCUAAUAAAUAAAUUACCUAAUCAUUUAAUUAUUAUUGGUAGGUCAGUUUAGAAUCAAUAGUGACAUUAACCAAAGUGAUGUCUCCUAGAUAUGCUGGAAUUAUAUAACUGAAUGGGCACUAGAAUGGGCAGAGAUGAAAUUGUAAGCUUAUUUUUUUUCCAGUUGGAGCAAAGUACAGAAAGAGAACACUCCAGAGACUUGAUUAUGGUUUAUGAGGAAAAAUAAACUUUGCUAGGUUGGUUCUCUCCUUAGUUUCCACCUAUUGCUUCUUGUCCUGCCUUCAGGUGCUUUGGUGAAUAGGUUGACCCACUCUUCUUUGUGGCAACCCCUGAGAUAUUGGAACACUGUUACCAUGUCAUUGGACAUACCAAUACCUGCAACUGUUCCACAUCUCUUUUAGCCUCCAGUCCACUUUAUUGUCUUUAUUGUUCUUCUCUGCACUCUUCUAGAAUCUCAACAUCGUUUUUAUAUUGUGGCGACCAAAAUUGAAUGUAAUAUUCCAAGUGUGGACUUACUAAGGCAUUAUAAAGUGAUACUUCACAUGAUAUUGAUCCUAUCCCUCUGUUAAUGCAACCUAGUUGUUAUAAUGCAGCCUAAGUUGUUAUAAACCAUAUGCUUACUUAAUUCUGCAGAAGAAUAAUCAACUUCAAGGCUUUUAAUUGUUUUUUGUAAAUAAACUAAGUCUCAAAGGGAAGCCAGGCUAAUGUAGCUGAGUUGUAUUUCAGUAGAAUAAAUUUGCUUCUCUUGGGCCUUUAGAACAGUGUUCACAAAUACAACACAUGUACUGUUGCAUCAUGCAUCAGGAUGAAAGCAUGUAAGGAUAUGUAUCAUAUGUCACUGUGGUUUUGCCUUUUAGUGGCUUGCCCUGGAUUCUGUCAUCAUGUACUAUUGCCUAAAGUUCUGGUUUUGCUGUUCAAAACAUUUGCACUUAAAUACAGCCAACAGUUUUUGCUGGGCACAAGCUGUACUGCUGGUCUAUUUUGAGUCACAUUUUAGCACAUAUUAUAUCAGUAUCAUUUUAAAUUGUUUGGGACAGCAUUUGCUGGACAAAGCUAAUUUUGUCAAAAAAGGUUGCACUUAAACAUCUUCAAAAAAAAAAGCAUAUACUCAAAGAGGUAUCAAAAUGCUUUAAAAACUACUGUCUUUCCAGUAUCUUAAAAUGGUGUGUCUAUUUGCUUUCUUGUCCUAUUGUUUCACCAUCGUUUUAGAGCUUCCAUGUUUUUAGAUCAUGAGCCAAACUAAUAAAAGGACUACAUAGAAAAUGUAA
Crotalus tigris (Tiger rattlesnake) is the source of this 3767-nucleotide messenger RNA. RefSeq names its product mucin 15, cell surface associated (gene MUC15). The transcript has 4 exons. The record is from RefSeq and is a predicted model, not a curated record. Lineage: Eukaryota; Metazoa; Chordata; Lepidosauria; Squamata; Viperidae. Bases 193 to 1179 code for a protein of 328 amino acids.